Messenger RNA from Ostreobium quekettii, 405 nucleotides. NCBI's taxonomy places the organism in Eukaryota, Viridiplantae, Chlorophyta, Ulvophyceae, Bryopsidales, Ostreobiaceae. The record is from the annotation of a GenBank genome assembly.
AUGGCGGCGCUCUUGUGGGCCUUGGCGCUCCUGGCGAUCACCUCGCCCGCGCCAUCGGUCCGGGCAGCGCCCAAGUCCUUUCAAACGCCGAAUCACUUUCGAAGGGACGCCACCCAAAGAGGUGCAGAUUUUUAUUCCGAGACUCAGAGACAAGAUGGGAGUAGAAGACUGCUGCAGGAUCACUGCAUAAAAAUAAUAGGAGUAAGUCAAAUGCAUUCCCAAAUACUUCUUGCUGCAAGUACCAGUGACGGCUGCAGCCAUCCUUUUCAGCGUGGCAGCCCAUCUCGAGAUGCUGAGCACAGCAAGGGGAAUUCAGCAUUUGUCCAUGCGGUGGACAGUGUUGCAGUUGCUGCCAGCUGGCAGCUACAUGUAUAUACGAGGCAUAUACAACUCGUCCUGUUGUGA